Messenger RNA from Symbiodinium sp. CCMP2592, 576 nucleotides. NCBI's taxonomy places the organism in Eukaryota, Dinophyceae, Suessiales, Symbiodiniaceae. The record is from the annotation of a GenBank genome assembly.
AUGGCCCUGGCGGCCCGGUUUUCGGGGGCCAAAGCUUCGGCCUCCAGCCGAGGCCUGCGGUCUGGCAGUACGAGACUUCGGACACGGGCAGCAAAGAUCUGCCUCGCCGUGGCCAUCACAUGGGGCUCCGGGCUUCCCUUUGCCGGAAGUGCGGGCCGCUGCCAGCCCCGCGCAAAUCGGAGUGGCGCUGGGCGUGCGGCAGAAGAUACGAUGGGCGAGCUGUUUACCAAGUACUACCGACUCCAGGAGGUGAAUCGGAACCUCGAGGCAGAGACGAAGGUUGCUGUGGUCUCCGAACUGCUCGAGGCUUCCGAGAGUGAUCGGAUGUUUCGUGCACAAGGAUUGCGCCAUGAUGCUGCAGCUCGUGAAGCAUACCGCCCACUCUUGCCGAAUAAUUCCAGUAGGCAUUCACAUGUGAGUCCAUCUAUGUAUGUCUGUAUGUAUGCGUGUAUCCAUCCAUCCAUCUAUCUGUCUAUCUCUUUCUCUCCAUCUCUUCAUCUCUCCAUCCAUCCAUCUAUCCAUCUAUCUAGCGUAUCUACCUACGUGCAGUCACACACACAAAAUUUAAGUGCAUAA